Messenger RNA from Penicillium samsonianum, 849 nucleotides. RefSeq lists its product as uncharacterized. NCBI's taxonomy places the organism in Eukaryota, Fungi, Ascomycota, Eurotiomycetes, Eurotiales, Aspergillaceae. Bases 1 to 849 code for a protein of 282 amino acids. Gene Ontology annotation, molecular function: oxidoreductase activity. The record is from RefSeq and is a predicted model, not a curated record. The transcript is spliced from 2 exons.
AUGGUAGAACACGCCGAAUACAUAGCCAGGCACAUCGACACAGACCUCUGCUUCUGGAGACGCCUGGAUGUUGACAACGGUGUCCAAGUCGACCUUACCAAGGGCAAACCGGAUGAUAAGCUCAAGAAAAUGCAGGUGCUGGCUGAGAUGCAUAAGGUGCAGGUGCAAGAUAUCCGGGGGCAGGAAUCGUCCUACACCCUUGACAAGAACGGAUUCGUAUACCUGUUGCAUGAAAUGCCUGAGCUCGCCAGGGUCUCGGACAAAGAGCAUGUUAAGGAUACGAUCAUCCCUCAGACGGAAUCGUUAGUUCGCAAAAUAACUGGUGCUACCAGGACAGUCACAUUUGCGCAUCGGGUUCGGUUCCUCGCAGAAGAUGGGGCCUUGCUCGCUAGCAACCGCGCCCCGGCGCACAGCGUGCACUCGGAUUUCACGACUAGGGGUGCACUUCACAACCUAAAGAGGCUUGUUCCGGACAAGCGGGAGCGUAAGCGUCUCCUCGCUGGCCGAGUCUUGAUUAUCAAUGUCUGGCGGCCAUUGAAAGCCAUCCAGAGAGACCCCCUCACGGUUUGUGACUGGAGAUCUGUUAAUAUCCAAGACGAGGGUAUCCCCACUCGUUUAACGCUGCCAAAUGGGUGGAAUGAACUCGGGCGGUAUGCGUUUAGUCCGAGUCAGAGAUGGUAUUAUCUCGGCGGUCAACAACCCAAUGAACCUCUCAUUUUUACGCAAUUCGAUAGCUCCAAAGUGGAUGAGGGAGGAUUCACAGUACCGCACAGUGCGUUUGUUGACCCAGAAUUUAGUGACUUCGCUGCAAGGGAGAGUCUAGAAAUCAAGAUGUUUGCAUUUGUUUAG